Molecule: messenger RNA, 2544 nt
Organism: Penicillium soppii
Lineage: Eukaryota; Fungi; Ascomycota; Eurotiomycetes; Eurotiales; Aspergillaceae
Gene: las21
Product: mannose-ethanolamine phosphotransferase LAS21
Exons: 7
Coding region: 1-2544 (847 amino acids)
Biological process (GO): GPI anchor biosynthetic process
Cellular component (GO): endoplasmic reticulum membrane
Source: RefSeq, a predicted model, not a curated record
AUGGCGGGCUUUCGCGGCUGGGCGACUAUAGUCGCCAAUCUACUGAUGUUCGUGGGCAUACUUACCUUCUCAUCAGGCUUCUUCCCAUAUAAACCAUUGAUUCCUGGACUGGCAACAUUUGAGACUGAGAAUGAUCCGGCGCCUGCGGUCUUUGACAAGGUUAUAUUUAUGGUAGUGGACGCAUUGCGGAGUGACUUCGUAUAUUCCAAUGACUCAGGAUUUCAGUUUACGCAAAGCUUGAUACGAUCUGGCGCUGCGUUACCAUUCACUGCCUAUGCGGGCUCUCCAACCGUUACAAUGCCUCGAUUGAAAGCUAUCACCACCGGCUCCGUCCCGUCUUUCUUGGAUGUUAUUUUGAAUAUUGCCGAAUCGGAUACUUCAUCCACAUUGGCACACCAAGACACAUGGUUGGCACAAUUAAAAGCAACGGGAGGACGGCUUGUGAUGUAUGGGGAUGAUACCUGGCUGAAGCUGUUCCCGGGAAUGUUUGACCGAGCUGAUGGAACUACCAGCUUCUUCGUAUCGGACUUCACGGAAGUAGAUCAUAAUGUGACUCGACACCUUUCCAACGAGCUCGGCCAAGAUGACUGGUCUGGCUUUUUUAUGCAUUACCUGGGCCUAGAUCAUAUUGGACACAAAGCUGGUCCGAAAAGUCCCUUUAUGGUGCCGAAACAGCGUGAGAUGGAUGAAGUGGUCAAUAAGAUCUACACAGCAAUGCAACAACAACAACAUCUCCAGUCCGCCCUUUUUGUCUUGUGUGGAGACCACGGCAUGAACGAGGCCGGAAAUCACGGCGGGUCCUCUGCUGGCGAGACAUCACCCGCUUUGAUUUUCAUGUCGCCCAAGUUUGAAAGAUUGGGUGGCAGAGAAAGCCCCGUUGAACCAUCAGGCGAUAUGAGAUACUAUCAGACGGUUGAGCAAGCAGACAUUGCCCCGACUUUAGCGGGACUGCUCGGUAUCCCGAUUUCCCUGAAUAGCCUGGGUGUGUUCAUCCCAGACUUCUUGGAGAUGUGGGAUCAAAGUGCUCACAAAAUCCGAAUUCUAUCUCAAAACGCAAAACAAUUAUUGAACACGUUGACGACAACUUUCCCCGGCUCUACGUUCAGAUCUGACGAUAUCGUAUCCUGUGAAUCUGGAGAUUUGAGGGGAAUUGAAGGUGCCCAAUGUGCAUGGGCUCUAGCCCAGCAACUUCUGUCUGAUGGAGCCGCAAAUGACGAUUCUUACUCCACAGUCGGACCGGCUUUGUUACAGUUCUCAAAGAUUGCACAGGAAGUCAUGAGCCGGACUGCUAGCAAUUAUGAUAUCUGUAGGCUUAGCCUGGGUCUGUUGAUCACAAUUCUGGCAGGCUUACUUGUACUUCCUGCCACACUGAGGGAGUGUACACGACGAAGAUCCUCCGGAAUAUUUUUGACGCUCAUGGUUAUAACCUAUGGGCUGAUGAUGUUUGCAAGCAGUUAUGUGGAAGAGGAGCAGCAGUUUUGGUAUUGGGUUUGUUCUGGAUGGAUAUUCUAUCUGCACAUCAAAUCGGAAUAUUCCAAACAAGAACAUACACAAUCCGGUUCAUUCCUUUGGUCUGGAAGAUGUGCUAUCUUUGUCCUCGCAACCUCUCAGCGAUUGUUGCGACGAUGGAACCAAACAGGACAAAAGUUCGCUGCCGAGCCUGAUAUUGCUCAUACCUUCUUUGGGCGUCAUCCAGAGAUCUUCUGGGGUCUCCUCGUUCUCACAUACUUGGAUGCCGGUUUUGGUCUUGUUCGGAGAGUACAAGUCUCUGGAAUCUUGAAACUCAGUGCUUUCGUCCCUGCCUUGUUGGCGUUUACGUUCAAAUUGCAUUUUGUGGCAUCGGAAUCCCCCGAACUUUUGGAUGGAACAUUUAUCUCCAAGAUAUUGAAGGAAUGGCCCUACAGUCUGUCAUUGGUCGUCCAUGCCAGGCUUGUGUUUUAUGGGCUUGCUGUCAUUGUCCUGCUAGCAGUCUCUGCCAGAAAAUGCUCAAGUGUUGUCAAAGCACUCCACGACACUAUCCAAGAAGCCUUACACAUCUUCUUAAUGACACAAUCCCGAUCUACCAACGUCCCAUUGUUCCUCCUUUUCCGAGUCCAAUCCAGAAUUUUCUCUUCCUUGAACCUCACGGGGAUCGAAGUCACGAUCACCACAUUAAUUUUUCAGUAUAUGACCUUCUUUGCAUUCGGCGGCUCAAACGCAAUCUCCUCGGUGGACCUCGCAAGUGCAUAUAACGGUGUUGGCAGCUACAGUGUAGUGCUUGUGGGCGUUUUGACCUUUGUGAGCAACUGGGCCGGACCUAUCUGGUGGGCUUUACAGAGUCAUCGUCUCCGGCCAAAGACUACCGAACAUGAUGCCGCAUCGCUGCUGACCUUCCAUGUCGCCAUGUCCUUGGUGUCUGUCAUGGCCGCCUGCACUUUGCUCCGGACUCAUCUUUUCAUCUGGACCGUGUUUUCUCCUAAAUAUCUCUACAGUAUGGUGUGGGCCAUCGCCAAUCACAUGGGUGUCAAUUUGUUAGGCGAGAUCAUUUUUUCUCGAUCUCGAUAG